Messenger RNA from Ostertagia ostertagi, 1048 nucleotides. The record is from the annotation of a GenBank genome assembly. NCBI's taxonomy places the organism in Eukaryota, Metazoa, Nematoda, Chromadorea, Rhabditida, Trichostrongylidae.
AUGCUUCAUUACAGACCCACCUCUGAGGUGUUGGUGGUGACGGAUUGGAGUCGUCGAGUAGGUUUCUACGAUCUGGAUGGCAAUUCGGUCAAACGAGAAGAUAUGGUGCUAAACUACGAUCCAACCUGCGUCGAAUUCAUUCCCAGUGGACAAUUUUUACUGAUCGGUGGCUCCGGACGCCAGGUCACAUUACAUACAAGGCUCGGCACAGAAAUCGGUACGGUAGCCCAAAUGGACACCUGGGUGUGGUGUGUGCGAGUGAGACCGAUCUCGAAUCCAAGUACGGUAGUGGUCGGCUGUGUUGAUGGAACAAUCGCGUGCUACAAUCUCAUGUUCAGCACUAUACAUGGCUUACACAAGGAGCGAUAUGCGUUCAGGGACAAUAUGACCGACGUCGUUGUGCAGCACCUGAUUCAUCAUACGAUGACACGAAUUCGAUGUCAUGACCUUGUCAAGAAGGUGGCCAUCUACGGCCAUAAAUUGGCGGUUCAACUCUCCGAUCGCCUUCACAUCUACCGGCAAAUAAAGGGUGAUGGUGGUCUGCUCAAAUCAUUUGAUCCUCUGCGACGAGCGACGUCUGCAGUGCUACGAUCACAAGGGCCUAAAACAAAGGGAGUGGUCGCUGGAGUCUGCUAUACGAUACAUAAAGUGAUAGGUGGCCCUCCUGGACGAGAGACUAUUCUCAUUGGUUUGAGGGAAGGGCAGGUCUGCAAGUUGUUCGUUGACAACCCGUUCCCAGUACAAGUGCUGAAAUUAAAUGGUCCGAUCAAAUGUAUAGACAUAAGUGCAACAAGGCGACAUAUAGCCGUUGUGGACGACAGUGGUCUUUGCGUGGUUUUCGAUGCCAAAACGAAAGAAGUCUUGUUCGAGGAGCCGAACUGCAACAGUGUGGCAUUCAAUAGCGAUAAUGAGGAGAUUAUCUGUUAUUCGGGUAGUUCCAAGCUAACCGUUCGAGCCAGAGGAUAUCCGGGACAUCAGCAGAGAAUGUUUGGGUUUGUCGUUGGAUUCUCUGGAAACAAGGUUUACUGCCUGCAUAUCUAUGCUAUGC